GCGGCUCGACCCCCGGCUCCGGGAGGCGAGGCAAGUACGGACGGACGGACAUGGGUCCCCGGAGGAGUAGCAGCAGCAGCCGCCGCCGUCGCCGCCGCCGGAGGACACGGCCCUGAGAGGCCCCGGGGCCCCGGCGCAGCCCCCCGGGCGGGCUGUGUUGCUGCCUGCUGUGCUAUGAGCAGUCAGAACGUCUUCUCCACGAGAGUUUGCAAAUGAAAAUGGAGGAAAUGUCUUUGUCUGGCCUGGAUAACAGCAAGCUGGAGGCCAUCGCUCAUGAGAUUUAUACAGAACUGGUGGAAGAUGCUUGUCUGGGACUCUGCUUUGAGGUACACCGGGCUGUCAAGUGUGGCUACUUCUUCUUGGAUGACACAGACCCCGACAGCAUGAAGGACUUUGAGAUUGUAGACCAGCCUGGAGUGGAUAUCUUUGGGCAAGUGUACAAUCAGUGGAAGAACAAGGAAUGUGUUUGCCCCAACUGCAGCCGCAGCAUCGCUGCCUCCCGCUUUGCUCCUCACCUGGAAAAAUGUCUGGGCAUGGGCCGGAAUAGCAGUCGAAUUGCCAAUCGUCGGAUCGCCAGUAGCAACAACAUGAACAAGUCUGAGAGUGACCAGGAAGACAACGAUGAUAUCAAUGACAAUGACUGGUUCUAUGGCUCGGAGAAGAAAGCAAAGAAGAGAAAAUCAGACAAGAACCCCAACUCCCCUCGAAGGUCCAAGUCAUUAAAACACAAAAAUGGGGAACUUAGCAGCAAUUCAGAUCCUUUUAAGUAUAGCAACUCUUCUGGGAUCAACUAUGAAACCCUAGGUCCUGAGGAGCUUCGAACCCUGCUUACCACACAAUGUGGGGUGAUCUCCGAACAUACAAAGAAGAUGUGCACAAGGUCCCUUCGCUGCCCCCAGCACACAGAUGAGCAGAGACGGGCUGUCCGUGUCUAUUUCCUGGGCCCCUCAGCCCCUUUGCCUGAGGCAGAGGGCUCUGUAGAGAACGACAGCUUUGAUGUGGCUGAGAGCCAGGCCUUGAUGAGCCGGCUACAGUGGGACGGCUCCUCUGAUCUCUCACCCUCUGACUCUGCUUCUUCCAAGACGAGCACUAAUAACUCCGAAUCAAGGAAGACCAAGAAAAAGAAACCCCACCUGAGUCUGGUGGGGGCAGCUCCAGGCCUCAGCUCCAACAAGAAGAAGAAGCCAAAGCCCCCUGCGCCCCCCACACCGAGCAUCUAUGAUGACAUCAACUGACCAGAGGCUCGAGGGUGUACCCUUGUCUGGGCCAACACCUCCCCACCCCUAUCCCCAUCCUGGUUGACAGGUGGCAGCCUUGAGCAAAGGCCGGGGAUUUGGGGGUAUGAAGUUGGGGGGGGGUGGGACAAGCCAGCUUUGACCCUGGUUUUUACCACAACAUGAUGGCAGGACCCUAUUGACUGUGCACGACCCUCAGGCGUGCAGGACUCAGACCUGGACAUACUCUGCCUUGAACAAGUUUUUCGGGGGAGAGUGUUUUUCUAUUUAUUCUGUGAUUUCCUGGAUGUCCAGCUGGGAUUGAGAGGAGAGGGGGCCCGACUUGGCUACCAUGCUAGGGUGCAUACACUGCCUGCCUUUCACCCUAGGGAUUGAAUGAAAUCCCAUGGAAGGUGCAUUGUGGCUAUCCAGGGGGCUGUGCAUUGGGAACUGAGCCCCAAAGAGGCCCCGUCUGCUUUCCUCAAUGUGAAUGGGUCUGGUGCUUGUGGCUGAGGGCUGCUCUCCUGGCCGGUGACCCCUCUUUGGAGUGGGUGGGUAGGCACAGAGUAUUCCCUUCUUGGGGCACUUCAGACUAGUCCCCCCUCCACCUUUCUCCUCAGUAUCUUAGGGCCCCCUGGGCCGUGGGAGCUGCUCCUCUGUUGGAGAGCCAAGAGGGGCUGCCAGAAACCUCUGGCUUCAGGGAAUGGGAAGGGACAGGGGAGGAAAAGGAAACUGUUUUUCACAACUUUCCUUUCUCCCUUUUCCCAAACCCCAGAGCCCUUGGGGGACAGGGCCCCAAAGUGAGUGGGAACGGUGCUGCUUUAUUUGAAAUGUUUUCUUACCUCAUCCCCUGCCCUGGGAAAGGGCCCAGCCUCACCCUCAGGGUGGCCCCAACUUCCCCCUGCUUACCCUUUUGUCCUGAUAGGACUCCCCAGGUCCUUACUUGCUGCUUGCUGCCCUCUUUCACUCCUAUGUGCUUUGGUUCAUCUCUUGCCCUUCCUCCUUAGCUUUUUUCCCCCAAGUUAUUUAUUCUGGGCUUGUAAUCUGACACUCUGAGGAGAGUUCUGAUCUGAUAUAGUGGGUGGGAAGAGGGUAAACUGGUGGUGCCUGUAGGUUUAUACCAGAGGAGAAGGAGAUGUGCUGUUAGACUAGAUAUUGCCCAUUCCUUCCUGCAAAGUUGGGAUGAAAGGAUUCCCGUCUCUUUCCACCUUGCCACCCAGAGCUAAACUGUAAGGGCUGGAGGACUGGGGUGAUUAUCAGCUUUGAAAGUUGGUGGGAAUACUAGACUUGAAACAGACACUAUCCUGAGUAACUUCGCCUCUGGUGAGCAUAUAGUGUUCCUUUCCUCCCAGGCUGGAGGAAUCUAUCCCUCAUCUGGCCUACUAGAUACUAGCAUUAGUACUCUGGACUGGAGAGCCAACAGAAGUAGCAGAUUGGGACCUUCCUACCCACCAUCUCCAACUCCCUGGCUGGGCCUGCUUACAGAUUGGUUUUUAAUCCAAGAAUUUUGUUUUGUUUUUUAAAGGACAAAAUAAAGCCAAACCCGAGUGUGAGCUAGAAUAGAGGCUGGGCCCAGGGCAAUCCCUGCCCUUAUUUCCAUAGCCCUCCCCAUUUAGAGGAGGGAACCCAGAGCCCCUCAGCCCUUCCAAAUCAUGUCUUGGAAGCAGGUUGGUAUUGGAGGGGAAGGGGCAAACUGUUGUGCUGGCUGGAAGAGGGUGGGGUGAGGAGAUGGAACCCUCAACCUUCUGAGAGGUGGUUGUAGUUCCCAAGGCGAAGUGAUGGUCCCUUUGCUAUACUGAGGCCCAGGUGGUUCCUACCUUCCCCUUCCUGUCUGAAGAGGGAGACCUAGGAAGUACUUUGGGGAGACUUCCCAGUGUUCACUUGCCCAACUUUCUUCACUUCACCUCUCAGGGCACAGCCCAACUCCAUGCUGGGCUAUACGAGAUGAGCCUGGCCCAGCUGGGAAUUUUAGGGAACAAUUUCCUUCCCUUUGGGGGAAGAGGGCUUAUUGCCCUUUAAUUGCUGGGUUAGGAGCUUCCCAGGCCUCUCCCUUCCCUUUCUCUAGUAACAGGCUAUGUGGAUUUUGCUUCCCAUCCUUCCCCCUGUUCCCAGCUAGAUGUAUUGUCCACCCUGUAGCCUAUCAUGUGUCUAAGUAUGUGUGUGGGGGUUCUGUAUUGAUUUUUAUGUGGCCGGUGGCUUUUCUCCUUCCAUACAUCACUCUCCCCCUGCAUGCCCAGGGGCCACCUGCCUGGCAUUAACGCAUGCUGGGGCCAUUGGGAGGGAGGGGGUGUUGUUGUCCUGUGGUUUUGAAAUUUUAUUUUUGCAUAUGUAAUCCAUCUUGUACAGGUAGCUAACUUUGUAAACGCUGUGUACUCCCCAUCCCCCAUGGCUGCUGGUGUAAAUAAAUUGCAUUUUUCUGUUGUUAA
Messenger RNA from Dromiciops gliroides (monito del monte), 3640 nucleotides. RefSeq names its product ataxin 7 like 3 (gene ATXN7L3). Gene Ontology annotation, biological process: regulation of transcription by RNA polymerase II; positive regulation of DNA-templated transcription. Gene Ontology annotation, cellular component: SAGA complex; DUBm complex. The transcript is spliced from 13 exons. The coding region runs from base 213 to 1235 and encodes 340 amino acids. Lineage: Eukaryota; Metazoa; Chordata; Mammalia; Microbiotheria; Microbiotheriidae. Gene Ontology annotation, molecular function: transcription coactivator activity. The record is from RefSeq and is a predicted model, not a curated record.